This is a messenger RNA of Rubroshorea leprosula, 2316 nucleotides long. The record is from the annotation of a GenBank genome assembly. NCBI's taxonomy places the organism in Eukaryota, Viridiplantae, Streptophyta, Magnoliopsida, Malvales, Dipterocarpaceae.
GGGUUUUUACUUUCGCGAUUUUGCUUCCAAAUUCUUGCUAAAUCUCUACGGUUUUGUGCGGUCUGCGCUCUCUUUGAGGCUUCAAGAACAAUUUCCCAAAACCAAAAUCAGGUAAUGGUUAUGAAUUUUGGAUUUUGAUUAUGUCGAAGUGCUAUUCUCCUUUCUCUCUUUCUGUGAUUGAUUUUGGGUUUUUUGAAGGAAAUUAGGGUUGGGAGUGAGAAUGUAUUGAGUGUGUGAGAAUUUUUAAGGGUCUUGACUCUGUUCCUCCUCCUACUUUAUGUAGAAAUUGAGGAGAUGUCUUCAGAAGGGACCAUGAGUGUAGUGGGGAGUGAGGUGAUGCCCCUAGAUUACGGGAGCAUUGAUUCGGAGAGCAGUCCAUCUCCAACUAGUUUGGAGAGGACAGUGGAGGAGAGGAGGGAGCAAAGGCUAGUAGAGGAGGAGGAAGAUGAGAUGCCCUCAAACAUUUUGGAGGCUGGGAGUGGUGUAGAUGGGUGUUAUGACCUAUAUUUAGAGAUAGUAUCUGAGUUGAGGGGGUAUGUGAGCGAGUUAAGUAGCAAGGAUAGUCUUAGGGGUCUCGUGGGUAACUGCAAUCUCCCUCACCAUGUCCUAAUUAGGCCUAUCGGGGUGAAUGAGAGGGCAUGCUCAGUACCCCGAGACCAUUUGAUGCCCCUAUACGUCCACUAUUUGAUUGCAAGGCUUAGGUUUCCCAUUCCAGAAUUACUGGUUGGGUUACUAUUAGAUUAUAGUAUAGAAAUAACCCAACUAACCCCAAAUGCCAUAAGGGCUGGGGGUAAGGGGGAGAAGGGGUGGUAUUACUUCGGUCCUCGGUCGUCCAACAAAGAGAAUAGGAGUUUAUUCUCUGCUGGACCGUCAUCCAUCAAAGGAUGGAAAGAAAAAUUCUUCUUUGUGGAUGACACCGAGUGGAGUAUUAGGGAUGCCGAAGUGGAACAGUUGUCUGCUUGGAAAGCUAAGAAACCAAGCAGAACAACUAUAACUGAGAUGGACGAGUUUAUAAAUGUUGCUCGGGGGCUGCGCAUCCCAAAGAAGCCAAGGAAAAAGUCAAAGACUUCAACUACGAUAAAGAAGGGGGUGGCAGAAAGGGAGCGGCUGUCCAGCACUUCUGCUCGGGCGUUGGAGGUGCAGCUAAGGCCAGAGCCUGUGAUGGGGGGCAGUGAGGAUGCGAGCGAGGAGGUGGCGUCGCUCCAAAGGAAAAAGAGGAAGGUGGCAGAGCAAGAAGCCAGGGAGGAUGAGGUGGUGGAGUUCGUGCCCCGGCCUUCUCCUCCAGAAAUUGAUCCUGAAAAGAGUUUGUUCGAAGCAACAAACACUACUGGGGCGAAACGCUUCCUCAACGCCACUCUCCUUGAGGUUGAUAAGAGGCAGGCAAGGGACCAGGUGGUGAGCCAACUAAGGGCUACAGUUGUGAGGCAUGCUCUGGAGAGUGCAAGCUGGACAAACACUCUAGCGCAGGAGUACGUGGAGAGCAAGGAGAAGGAAGAGUGGGAGAAAGAGAAGAAGGAGAUGCAGAGGAGGCUGGAUGAAGUUCUUCCUUCAGUGACCGAGCUCCAGAACGACAAUGAUGUCUUGAGCACGAAACUUGUCCUUGAAGAACGCAAGAGGAAGAUCUAUGAGGAGAAGCUCGAACUUCAAGACAAAUAUAUUGACAACAUGAGGAAAGGAGCGGUAAAGCUGAAGAAGAACUUGAAUCUGUUGGUUCACAACGGGAUGGAGGAGCACAUUGGCAACUUCCUCAACUCCAGCACCUUCGAGAACAUCCUCAAGCUGUACCGGCUACCAACCGCAAUCGUGGCCUUCACCGACUGUAGAAAGAAGGUGAAGGCCCAGUACGCAGAGGUGGACGUGACAAUGGUCACCUUUGGGGAACAAGAAGAAGGAAUGGAGGAGGAUGGUGAGAGUCUUUCUGCUGACUUCCGACCUCUGAUCAAGUUGAGGUGGGAGCAUGACGUAGAGGGACGCACUAUCUUUCCUCCAGCCUUUGAUGCUGAGCUGGUGGCAGUGGAGGAAGAAGGAGAGGAAGAAGAAGAAGCGCAAGGCGUUGGAGUUGAGGAUCAGGCAGCUCUGGCCGUAGUGCAGCCUCCUGAGGUGCAUCCAGUCUCUUCUGACGAAGUGCAGCAGCUGGCUCCUCCUAAAGCAGAAGUGCCACCCCUGCCUGCUGGAGAUGAGCCGAUUCAACCCCCUCUUCCUGUUGAGGAACAGCCUCCUCCUCUAGCAGAGUAGCUUAGGUUUUUAUAUUUGUAGUUAUAUCUGUAAAUAACUUUUUUGUAAUUAAGGUUUUAUUUAUAAAAUUUUUGAAGUUUA